Molecule: messenger RNA, 1740 nt
Organism: Nerophis lumbriciformis (worm pipefish)
Lineage: Eukaryota; Metazoa; Chordata; Actinopteri; Syngnathiformes; Syngnathidae
Source: RefSeq, a predicted model, not a curated record
AUGGCGGCGGAGGCGUCUCCCCCGGGGAGCCCGGAGAAGCCCCGCCCGCCGGUGAGAGAGGCGGGCUGCCAGUGGGAGGCCGCCGCCGCCGUCGAGGCGGGCUGUCAAAGCGACGUCGCCGUCCAGACGGAUCCGCCGUCCAGACGGCCGCUCCGGAGGCGCGCAGGUGACGUCGAUCGCGAACGUCGUUCCCGCCCGAUUCGCCCGCUGACCCGCCGUGCCGCUUUCUCCCUCGCAGGCCCGUCCGGCGCGCCGCUUCGACCCCGCGCUCCGAACGGCAGGAGAGAGGCCGCGGAAAGCGCCUCCGAGGAGCGGGCGGCGCCCCCGGCCGCGGACGUCUCGCCGUCCGGCGCGCGACCGCGGAGGACGCGUCGUCUUCCCAAGUGGCGCGAAGACCCGCCGACGUCGUCCGAGGAGGAGGUGCCUCCAGGAGGUCGGGAGAACAUUUUUGCCACUCUCUUUGGCAUCUUUGCCGACGUCCGCUCUGGCGCUGUGUCAUCAGGUGCGACGGCGGUCAAGUCGGAGGCGGAGACCGUCGUGUGCGACGUGUGCGGUCAGGUGAUGAAGAACAAGUCCAGCUUGGCGCGCCACUCCUUUAUCCACACGGGCCAGAAGCCCUUCGCCUGCCACCUGUGCGACCUGCGCUUCAAUCGGCAGGACAACCUGCGCUACCACCUGAGCCGGCUGCACCCGGGGGGCGCGGCCCGGCGCGAGCGACGGCGCCCCGGCCCGACGUGGCUGUGCCACGUCUGCGGCAAAAUCUUCCGCUGCCGUUCGGCGCUCCGGACCCACGAGGUCAUCCACCUGGGGAUCAAGCCGCACCGCUGCGACCUUUGCCCCAAGGCCUACAUGCGCGCUAACGACCUGGAGCACCACCGGGCCACGGUGCACGGGGACGAUGGGGAGGCGGAGGGGGCGCCGCGCCGCCCGGGCUCCUUGUUGUGUCACUUUUGCGGCAAAGAGCUGAAAUUCCGCUCGCAGUUGGCAGCGCACCUGCUGACGCACACGGACGAGCGGCCGCACCUCUGCGACGUCUGCGGGCGCAAGUUCUCCCGCCGCCACCAGAUGGAGCGCCACAAGCUCCUUCACGUCGACGGCGGCGCGCCACCCUGCGAGGUGUGCGGCAAGCGGUUGAAGACGGAGGCGCUCCUGGCCGCUCACCUGCGCCUCCACUCGGCCGACGAGCCCUUCCGCUGCGGCCGGUGCCCGCGCCGCUUUGCGGGCCCGGCUCGCCUCGAGCGGCACGUUUCCCGCGUGCACCCCGGGGAGAGCGGCGGGGCGGCGUCGCCGCGGGCGGGGCGGGCGCGGCCCCCCAAGGCCUUCCCUUGCGCCACCUGCGGCAAAGAGUUCAAGUUCCCGUCGCUGUUGAGCACUCACGCGGCCGUGCACAGCGAGGAGCGGCCGCACGCCUGCGACUUCUGCCCGCGCCGCUUCCGCCGGACGGGCCACCUGAAACGUCACCGGCGCGUGGUGCACCUGGACGGCGCCCGCCCGCCCCAGAACUUCGUGUGCCACGUCUGCGGCGAGGACAAAAAGUGCCGCUCGCAGCUGGCGCGUCACGUCAUCAUCCACACGGGCGAGCGACCUUUCGCCUGCGACCUGUGCUCCGCGCGCUUCAAUCGGCGGGGCAACCUGCGGCAGCACAGGAAACGCGUGCACGGCGUGGACGAGACGCCGCGGGAGGACGACCCGCCGCUCGUCUUCGACGACCUCGACGAGGACGCCGCGCCCGCCGACUGA